AUGUUGGAUAUUGCAGACGAAGCGCAGUCAUUCUUCGUAAAUAAGUGGGAAUUAUCUUCUGCCAAUCCUCAGUGUGGCAAGCUGUUGAAAUACUUCAAAGCACCAGACCCAGACACCACCGUCAGGAAAUUCUUUGUGAUCUUCUCGGCAACUUGGAUCCUCACCAGAGUAAUCUACUUCCCCCUCUAUGUUAACAUCUCGGCCACAAAAGCCCUCCUAUACUUGGAUAACUUCUACUUCGUCAACAUCGUCCUUGUCCUGCUUCUCUGGUCCCUGUUCCUUCUGCAUCUCUACUGGACUUACUUGCUUCUUCAAGUCAUCUACGGCAUGGUCUUCCACAAGGUCUCUCUCGUCUGUUGA
Molecule: messenger RNA, 360 nt
Organism: Darwinula stevensoni
Lineage: Eukaryota; Metazoa; Arthropoda; Ostracoda; Podocopida; Darwinulidae
Source: the annotation of a GenBank genome assembly